UAAUCUAGCAACGGUGCUAGUCCCGCCGCCGAUCAGCUGACGGUGUUUACUUACGUCGUCUGCAGCGUUUUCCUCGAGGCCUCGCUAGUACAGUAUUAGGGUGAGCCAAUGUAGACUAGGAUGGAAGCUCAGCUGAUGACUUGAUGAGCCACAGGAAGGACAAGUAAAAUGGCCGGCUUGGACGACUACCAGUUCUUCUCGACACUGAGGGAGAAGGACAACCCAUUCUGGCAAAAAAAUCCCGACGACAAGGAGCGGAUGAUGGACCCAAUGGACCAUUUCCGGCGACCCACAGAAUUUCCUGAGAACCUCCUCAACCCCGUUCAGGGAACCCCAAAUGCCCCGCCCCCAAAAGCCCCGGUCACAACACCCAGAAGUGACAUUGAGAAAGCACACGAUGUGCAGAUGGAGAAGUAUGGAGAAUUAUCCAUCAAUAUCGUCAGUUUAUGUGCGGAGAACUUACUUAGUCACCCAUUCAUUGUAGUUCGCAGACAGUGUCAGGUAAACAUUAAUAGCUAUCGUUACCACCUCCUGCCCAUCACCCUCGUGCCCGCCAUAAUCCACAUCCAGGGCUGCCAGGGCUUCUCGGCAUUCUGGAAGGGUCUGGGCUCGGUCCUAACUGUGCGGGGAAUAACCCUUGGCUUGGAGGACUGCAUCUCAAAGUUCACCCCAUGGCCAAAGGAAAUCUCGCCACACAGUUCCCUCAAGACCAUAGGGCAGCACCUCCUCCUGAAGUGCUCGGCCCUGGCCCUCAUCACUCCUUUCUACAGUGCCAGCCUGGUGGAGACAGUGCAGAGCGAGAUAGCGAGUGAGAAGCCCGGGGUGCUCGACGUCUUCAAGGAGGGGCUGACUCGGCUCCUCUCCUUCACCCAGCCACAGACGGGCCGUAUGCUGCCCGUGUGGCUUCUCAUCGUGCCAACCGUGACGCAUGGGGUGCUGCAGUACAUCAUAGGCAAUGCCGUGUCCACACUUACCUCGCAGGCGCUGAGGUAUUACCACAGGCAGGACCAGCACAAGCAGGGAGCCGUGAGCAAAGAGUCUGGCUCGUUCCUUGAUGCAUCUGUCCGCCUCCAGUCAGCAUUUAUUGGUCACCUUGCCUCUGACGUGAUUCUUUACCCUCUAGAGACCAUCCUUCAUAGGCUCCACAUGCAGGGUACGCGCACAAUCAUCGACAGCCUGGAUGUAGGCUACGAGGUGAAGCCGAUUCUCACCCGCUACGAGGGGUUCUUUGACUGCCUCAACACCACAGUACAAGACGAAGGAGUGCUGGGAUUAUUUAAGGGCUUUGGUUCCCUCUGCAUCCAGUAUGCCCUGUAUGGUGCCGUGCUCAAGUUUGCACAAGUCAUCAUCCAGGAGGUUACGCUGGCCCUGGUGCCGCCCAAACCCAAGCUCAAGGUGCAGGACCCAGUCACACCAUUGGCCCCCAGCGCUCCCUACACCCCCAUCUCCGCCGUGCAUCCUGGAGUAGCCAGCCUCCACUCCUCGCCACUCCACCCCUCACGGCACCAGUAUGGAGCCACACCAGGCAACAGAAAGACCCCAGCCUAUGGUACACCAGGACGCAGGCCAGAUGUUGACCUGCGGGCAGAGCUGGAGAAGCACAAAAGCAGCCUGAACUAUGAUGACUGAUGUGCAUGAUGAUAAUUAAAAGAAUACUAAGGACUUAAUUUUUUUUAGUUUCUUGAUGCAUAUUCUGAUUUCUUUUCUUACUUUUACUGAAGAUGAGAUUUUUGUAUUUACAGAAUCUGAAGCCCAAAUUAGGAGUUUAAAAGAGAGCCUACAGGGGCCACGGUGUGAUCAGAAAGAGUUCAAAGAUUCAGAUGGUUGGAUCAGUUUUGGCUUUGAGGUGUCUUCAAACUCACCUCCUCCAUGACUUCUUUCCUCUCACUGUCUGUUUUAUCUUCCUGGCACAAGGGUUCUCAUUCUAUUUGUUAAUGAAGAAUGGCAAAGGACUCCCCAGACAAGAAAAGCAAAGGCUGCUAGCUUUUAAUCACAAAUAUUUUGCAAAUGUUCUUAAAAGUGAAGCUCUUGUAAUUAUUGCGAGCAUUUUAGGCUUGUUAAGUACGAAGUGUGUGUACAGGCAUAGUGUUAGUGGACUGUUGAUGCUCUUUGGAAGAAAGUUUUAAGUGGAUGCACAGAAAAAACUGCCCAUUAUUUGAAACAUUCCCAAAAGACUGAAUAAGGGUAGAUAAAAGUGUUAUAUUGAACUGCUAAUGAGAUUUUACCAUUGGAAGCAGUUUGUCUACAUACUUUAAUCUGACUUAGGAAUAUUCUGAACACAAAAAAGUUGUAUAUUCUAUUUUAUUAUGAAAAUUUUAUCUGCAACUUUAAGUAAUUUCUGUAAUAAUGUAUCAGAUUAUUUUCUUGUCCUUAAAACAUACUUUGCCUUCCUUUUCAGAUCCUAUAGUGUAUGUGAAUACAAAAUUAUUUUCUUUUAGUAUGUAAAUUGUUUUUCUUAACAGGGAAGGUGUAUGAAAAUAGAUGAAGUGUAAGAUAAAGUAUAAUUCUGAUAA
Messenger RNA from Eriocheir sinensis (Chinese mitten crab), 2513 nucleotides. RefSeq names its product mitochondrial outer membrane protein SLC25A46-like. Bases 169 to 1629 code for a protein of 486 amino acids. The transcript is spliced from 10 exons. Lineage: Eukaryota; Metazoa; Arthropoda; Malacostraca; Decapoda; Varunidae. The record is from RefSeq and is a predicted model, not a curated record. Gene Ontology annotation, biological process: mitochondrial fission; mitochondrial membrane fission. Gene Ontology annotation, cellular component: mitochondrial outer membrane.